Molecule: messenger RNA, 2023 nt
Organism: Penaeus indicus
Lineage: Eukaryota; Metazoa; Arthropoda; Malacostraca; Decapoda; Penaeidae
Product: glycosaminoglycan xylosylkinase-like
Exons: 9
Coding region: 103-1482 (459 amino acids)
Biological process (GO): protein phosphorylation
Cellular component (GO): Golgi apparatus
Molecular function (GO): phosphotransferase activity, alcohol group as acceptor
Source: RefSeq, a predicted model, not a curated record
CUGUCCUUUCCCCCGACGACCUCGAAACGUCUGCGCUGCAGUUCCUGAGGUGGAGAGCGCCUCGUUUCGUGUGACUGUGUUUAGCCAAAUGCACUUGAAACAAUGGCAGUGACACGAAACAUCAUGAUUGGCGUGUUUUUUGCUGUUCUUAUAUGUCUGAACUUCAUGGCAAACAAUACCACGAACAACUCCACUCAAGUCAAGCAAUGCCUUCAAAGCAAAACACUGGCAUCAGUUACAUCAAGUCGCAAUGGACAUGAGGAUAAGGUUUACCUACAAGGAGAGGUAUAUGCCGUGAGGGAGAUCCACCACCCAGGAAAUUAUCACCAAAAUCGCACCGGUUUACGGAUGGUGUCUUCUGUCUAUAAACACCUUCCAGAGAUCAAGGCAAAAUAUUCAUCCACUUCCUCGCAACUAAUGGAUUUGAUUACGAAGCUUAAGCGAGACAUUGCCCGAAGAGGAAUGACGGACGAGCCCUGGGCUUUGGCGGACAAAUGGGCCACAACGAAGUCACUGGUUCCAGAACCAGCAUCCGGAUUGGGGGACGUUCUGGCCGCCCUGUCCACGGCGCCCAUCACGGCUGCCGACGUCGGGCGCGGAGGAACGCAGCUCAAGCUCUUUCUCACCCUGGAGGGGGGCCAGGCCGUGGUGUUUAAGCCAAUGAGGGAUCGUCGCGAUCAGAUUUAUGACACUAUUUAUGGUGGGCCGGAUAGCCAUGAAGGAGAAAUCGCUGCGUUCCAUCUCAGCAGACUGCUGGGCCUCCGGAUGACGCCCAUCACCGCCGGGCGCUCCCUGUCCCUGAGGAGAGAGAUCGUACCCGUUUCCACGGAAAGACUUAACAGCACUUUCUUGACAGGGAAUGCGGGGCAGAUGUGCUUCUACGGCAUCUGUACGUUCUGCAAAAAAGAGGAAAGCGUCUGCGAGAACUUCAACUCAGUGGAGGGCUCCGUGGUCAUAUGGCUGCCAAAGAGACUCACGCUGGAAGAAGAAUCACACCCGUGGCAUCGCACUUAUGUGAAGAAUGAAUUUGCCAAAUGGGAAAGAAACGAAAGUUAUUGCGAAAGUGUGUUGCAGAGUAAUUACUCACAAAAACUGUUGCAUUUGAUGGAUGCCGCUGUUUUUGAUUUCCUGAUACAGAAUGGCGACCGGCAUGCCUAUAUUCGUCCUGCAGGGCCGCCUGAUUCUCCCGUAGUGCUGUUAGAUAAUGGCAAAAGUUUCUCUGAUGCUCAUCUUGAUCAUAUGGAUAUUUUGGCACCAGUGUUGCAGUGCUGCAGGUUGCACCGGGCGACGCACGCACGGCUGGUCCUGCUGAGCGGCGGCGGGCUGUCCCGCGCCCUGAGGGAGCUCCUGGGCCUCGACCCGCUCGCCCCCGUGCUCGCCGACGCCCACCUCCGCGCCCUGGACCGCCGCCUCGAGCACGUCCUCGCCGCCCUCAGCGCCUGCAGCGAGAGGAAGGGUGGCUGGCACAACGUGCUCUUCUGAAUCUCUCUCUCUCGCUCUCUUACUCUCUCUCUCUCUCUCUCUCUCUCUCUCUCUCUAUAUAUAUAUAUAUAUAUAUAUAUAGAUAGAUAGAUAGAUAGAUAGAUAGAUAGAUAGAUAGAUAUAGCUAUAGAUAUAGAUAUAUUGAUAUAGAUAUAGAUAUAGAUAUAGAUGCAGAUAUAGAUAUAGUUAUAGAUAUAGAUACAAAUAUAAAUAAAAAAAGAUAGAUAGAUAGAUAGAUAUAUUGAUAGAUAUUGCUUCCUUGUUGUAUUGUUAUAGGAUAGAAGGAAUUCCCUGUUGAUGUACUGUUGAUAUUGAAAUAUAUGACCUUUUUGGCAUAAUGUUAAGUAUAUUAGAUUUUUCAUUUAGCUACAAACAUUAUCAAUGUUUGUCCUAGAGAUAUUUGAAAUAUAUUAGAGGUCUAAGCAGUCAUAAAGUCCGUAAUAUAUUUGUUUCAUACUCUCUGUUUACUUCAGUGAAAUCUGUUUAUAGUAAUUGGCCGUUGUUAUUUUGAUUUUUUAGAACUGAAAUGAAUACGAUUUUU